This is a messenger RNA of Motacilla alba alba, 17964 nucleotides long. Its product is annotated as long-chain fatty acid transport protein 6-like. Gene Ontology annotation, molecular function: long-chain fatty acid-CoA ligase activity; long-chain fatty acid transmembrane transporter activity. The coding region runs from base 33 to 1820 and encodes 595 amino acids. The transcript is spliced from 11 exons. Lineage: Eukaryota; Metazoa; Chordata; Aves; Passeriformes; Motacillidae. The record is from RefSeq and is a predicted model, not a curated record.
AUCACAAAAUCAGUUAUUGCCCUGCUCCAGACAUGCUAUGCACGUGGAUUUCAACAGUUGCCGGAGGAAUAGUGGUGCUGUGUGUCUCCCUGAAGAUCUUUCUCCCCUAUUUCUGGGCAGACCUGAUCUAUUUCUUGAGAUGGAAGAAGUCAAAGGCAACAGUAAAAAAGUGGGCAAAAAAUGGAAUUCUCUCCAUAAUUGACCUUUUCAGGCAGACAGUGGAAAAAAAUCCCCACAAGCCAUUCCUUAUCUAUGAAGGGAUGGUGUACACUUACCAGGAUGUGGACAGGAGGAGUAACAGGGUAGCACAGGCCUUCCUGCACUAUGGGAAUCUGAAAAAAGGUGACACUGUGGCCCUGCUGAUGGGUAAUGGACCUGACUUCAUCCAUGUCUGGUUCGGACUAGCCAAGCUGGGCUUCAUCGUGGCCUUUCUCAACAUCAAUAUCCGCUCAAGAUCUCUCCUGCACUGCAUUAAUACAUGCGCAGCAAAAGCACUGGUCAUAGGAGAAGAUUGUUUAGGAUCAAUAGAGAAAGAAUUUAUUUUGAAUCUCUUGGAAAAUAAUGUUGCUGUCUGGCUGAUGAGUGCCAGUUCUCCUUUCCAGCAUGUUCACACCCUACCAGACAAACUAGACAAGGUGUCUGAUAAUCCUACUCCAUCUCAUCUUAGAGCUGUCACUGACACAAGAAACACAGCUCUGCAUAUCUUCACAUCAGGAAGUACAGGUUUCCCAAAAGCUACUAUCAUCACUCAUCACAGAACUCUGGUUGCCUCCUUAGCAUUUACUCAGUGUGGUGUGGUUUCUCAGGAUAUUGUAUAUGUUACUCUUCCCUUGUACCACAUCAGUGCUUCUCUUCUUGGUGUCAGUGGAUGCAUUCAGUUAGGAGCGACCUGUGUUUUGAAGAAGAAAUUUUCUGCGAGACAGUUUUGGAAUGACUGUAGGAAAUACAAUGUUACCGUGUUUUUAUAUAUAGGAGAACUCUGCCGCUAUCUCUGCAAUCAGCCCUGUAAAGAAGAGGACAGAGUUCAUGAAGUGCGCAUUGCCCUUGGAAAUGAAGGAAGUCUUGGUUUCCUGAACUACACUAAUAAAAUAGGAGCUGUGGGCCGUGCUGGCAUUUUCUCAAAGCUUCUACAUUCUUUUGAGUUGUUGAAAUAUGAUGUCUGGAAAAAAGAGCUUAUAAAAGAUGAAAAUGGAAGGUGUAUGAAAGCACCCAUAGGUAAACCUGGUCUUCUAGUUUUUCAAUUUACUGAGGAUGGCCCAUUUUCUGGAUAUGUUGGAAAUAAAGAAGCCUCAGAGAAGAAACUCCUGCGUAAUGUGUUUGUGGAAGGAGAUGUGUAUCUUGACACGGGGGACCUCCUAGUGAUGGAUGAGGAUGGGUUCCUCUACUUCACUGACCGGGUGGGAGACACUUUCAGGUGGAAAGGAGAAAAUGUUGCCACUUUAGAAGUCGCAGAGACCAUUGGUAUGAUGGAUUUUGUCCAAGAAGUUAACGUUUAUGGUGUAAGCGUAAAAAAUUAUGAAGGAAGAACAGGGAUGGCAGCUAUUGUGCUUAAACGUUACCACAACUUUAAUGGAGAAAGACUUUAUAAGCAUGUUGAGGACUUCCUUCCAAGUUAUGCCCAACCACGCUUUGUGAGAAUCAUGGAUGUUAUGCAAAUUACUGCAACUUUCAAGCAUCAGAAAAUGCAUCUGGCAAAUGAAGGAUUUAAUCCAGAAAUUAUAUCUGAACCUCUGUAUUUUAUGUAUGAACCUGCACGUUCCUAUAUUCCUUUGACAAGAGAGAUAUACCAGAAGGUGGUUUCUGGUGAAAUACGUUUAUAAAGCAUAGAUAUAAAAUUACUCUAUAAUACAGAAAAUUUCAGAUAUACUCCUGAUACCAUUUCAGCAGGAGCCACUACGCAGUAUUUGCUAUAAAAAUACAAGAUAUUCAAAUUAAUCUUAUGGUAUUAAUCUUAUGUCACUUCCAAAGAUACAGACACAAUAGCUAUGUGCAUUGUGUAGGCUGCACUGCAUCUGCUCAUAAGAUUUCCUCACACAUGGGUUGACAUAUGCUGACAAAAUUUUUAUUUUACAUUUCUCACUGAUUAAAAUUAUUUUUGUCUGAGCCACCAUUAUCUUAACCUAGAUGAAUAUUUUACACACCUACAUUUUAUUCUGACUCUGCUUUUAAAAUGAAUAAAUUAUUAGACCAAUAAUGUCCUAGGCAUUAAUAAAGUCAGCCAUCAGAAACAUAAGCAAAACACUGCAUAAGCACUGCACGUAGACCUCAGUUCAACGUUUGAUAAUUAUACAAUGUAAUAUUUAAUUGCUGUAUUUUAUGUGAUGCUCAACUUCACACUUUUAUGGAAAAUAAACAUUCAGUGGUGAAAUAUACGUGUAGUAUGUACAUUAUUUUCCACAAUUUACACCAGAACACAGAUUAUUUGCAAAAAUUCACGCUUGAUGGUACAUUAUCUCUUCUUUUACUUACCAGUUGUCAUAUUCCUGAAGCUGAGUUCUCAUGAAAAUGGGACAAAAUUUACUAUAGCUUCUAGCUUUUACUGGAAGUGAACACCUAGAAACUCCUUUAAAAGGAGCUAGAAAGUUUCAAAGGCAGAAUCAGAUCAGAGAAUAUAACAUUAGCAUACCUGCUGGAUGUACGUUCCUUGAGUAUACAUAUCUGGUUUCAUUUAAAAAUCAAACAAGUCUGCACUUAUGUGAGGGAAAACCUCCCUACAGUACAAUUCCCUGAAUUCAUGUGACCUUUUGCCUGGAUUAAUAAAAUGUCUGUACUAUAAAGCUACAGCUCAUCCCAGUUAGAGACUUACAGACUUGCAUGAUUUCCCCAAGCAUUAGACUUAUUUUUUUCUUGGUUUUCAGUAUGUGCUAUUACUACCACUGCUAACUCUGCUACUACCACCAUAAUGCGUGACACAUGGUAACUGACCCAAACACCUUUGGUGCAUUGUAGAGCACAGGACACAAGCAGCCCCACACCAGAACAGCUCAUCACCUAAAGUAAGGAACAAUUUAACUAACAAAGAAACUCUGUUAUGAUCACAAAGGUCCAACCCCCUUGGUGAUACCAUGUAUCUCUCAGGAUCCUCUGCCAUUCCAUAUCAGGAGAAGUGUGUGUGACAGAAGCAGAUGCAGCUUGAGAUCUGGAAGGCAGUAAGUGUGUGCAGAACUGGACAGAUGGCACCCAGCAUACCAGACACACCCAGGGCACACAGACGUCUCCUAUGAGACAUAAGGUUUCUGAGCUUGGAGUGAGAGCAAAACUGCAAAUAAAAACCUUUUCUUUUAAGAAUUGUCCAUUUGUGGACUAGAAAGUGUAGUGAAUAUAAUACAGGUUUAAGGAAGGCCCAAGGAAUUUCAAUGGUUUAAAUACAUUAUGGGACUCUAUAGCACCCCAAAAAUCUCCUUUGACUGAGGCAGUAAACUUCUUAUGUCCUGCCCAGUUUCUGGGAAUCCUAUUACCAAGAAAGGAAGGGAUUGGUUAUUCAUGACUGUUGAAUACAGCGGUUUCUCCAACUACUUCUACUGUGGUCUUCUAACAUGUGAAACAAUAGUGCUCACCUGGAACUCUUCUUAUAAGCUAACACGUAAUUUCCAAAAUGUCAAUAAUUUUCAAAACAUGACAUAAUAUUGAGACAGCUCUGAAUUGGCUACUAUAAAUAAAAUACUUGUAUUUUUCCUACCACCUAAAGAUUUAUAUAACUAUGCAUACAUAUAACACUUAAACAUGUAGAACAUUAAACUUUAUGAGGACUAUCCCUAUAUAACUGCUGUUACCAAUACACUUAAUUAAGUUUACAACAUUUACAAAGCUCCAAAAGCCUCAGAAAAAAAGUGUCAUUGUCUCCCUUUAUUUGUAUUAAGGAGAUGUACAACAAACUACUGUCCUACUGCCUGUUAUUUCUUUUCUCCUUCAUCCUUUUAAUUUAAUUCCUUUAAUUUAAUUCCUUUCCAACAUUCAUUCUUCAGAAACGGUUAAAAUAGAGCACAAGACAACAAUCACAUUUACCAGGAUCUAAGCAGGAGAUGGUUGAGGAAUGGGUCUCUUACACCACAAAACUACUGUGGUUUCAAGAUCCAGAAGAAAUGUCCCAUGCAUGUGCAGAAAAGGACAGCUACCUAUAAGUCUUAAGCACCUAAAUACUUUUCUUCCUCAUCUGUUGUUAUAAGUUGCUUUUUGGGCUUUCAAUGGAGUAAUUCCCUAUCUUAAUUUCCACAGAACAGGAGAAAAGGAUGUGAAAAGAAAACUAAGAAAGUGAACAACUAUUUUUGCUACAGAAUUUUAAAAAACUAAAAUUUUAGAAUAUAACCCAGUUAUACCAGUUGAUUAAGUAGUCUCCCAUAAGGAAGACUCAAUUGGAGAAAUCAAUGAGAGGGAAGAAAAAGAGCAGCAACAUUAAAUGAAAUAUGGCUUUAAUGCUGAUCAUGUACUCAUAAGGCUCUCCAAGUUUACAACUCAAUCCUAUGAGGGACUAUUCCUCUCUGGAAGGGCAAACUUUUUCAAUGUUAAAGCCCUGGAUUAAAUGUUCCACAAAGCAGAAUAUGCCUGCUAGUUUCCUAUGUUACUCUAUUUUGAGACAAGACACAGAAUUAAGCUUUCAUAUUUGACAUCUAUUAAAAAAUAAAUUGAGAUACUAUUCUCUGCAUAGUAUAAUAAGAGGUAUAAUGUUAUAUAUUUACUAUAUAGAGUAAAUACUAAAUUUAAAUAAAUAGCUGAUACUUCAAAAUUUACUAUAAAAAAAAGAAAACCACAAACCACCAACAAUCUCUUACAUCUAAAAUGCUUUGUGUAAGUCAAGUUCUUUAUUUUCCCUCAAAAAUUUGAAGUAUUUCACUUCUCUGGUGCUUAUGCUACUAAAAAAGCAUUGUAGUUCCCUAAGGUAUAUUAGUCAGGUUCAGAGUUAAUGCAAAUAUACAUACAUGUAAUAUUGUAUUAUCUGGAUAUUAAAAGGAUUAAUGUCUCAAACCUCUUUAAAAUGAGGGGGUUUUAGUUGUUUGUUUUUUGGUUUUUUUUUUUACAUUAAAAAACAUUUCAGUAGUUGGUGUAUGUUUCUUUGCUACAAUGAGAUGUCAUAGGGAAAUUUUUCAGUUUUAUCUAAACACAUUUUUUUAAAAAAACUUCACUCUGAAUUUCACCAGAGGAAAAUUAAACUCCUUUAUACUUAUUGGGUCAUACCAUACUCCAAGGAAUCAAAUUGUUUUGAAGGCAAAUUCAGUAUAAUAAUUACAGCACAAUAAAUAAUUCAUGGCACUGUAGUAUGAGUUUAUGAGUUCUACAUAUGUCAAGAAUAAAAUAGAUUCCAGAUAAUGGCAUGUAACAAGAAGCCAAAACACAGAUACAUUUCUUGUUAUACUUUGGGGCUUUACUUACUUAAAAACAAAUAUCACUACAUUUAAAAUAUAAGAGGUUUUAGAGACCUUUUAGGGAUAGCCUUUAGUACAUCCUUAUAAAGGUUUCUUCACAAUUUGAAUUUGCCACUUGCAAGUAUGUGUUAUGUUAGCAAUUUCAAUCUCAUAAUAGCACACAAUUUUCCCCAGACUUCUUGUCUUAUUCAGUGUGGCAUGUGGCAACUUGAACUUGCUUAACAGUUCAGUAGCCUGUGUUGCACAUAUUGACCCAUGCACACAGCUAAUUUUAUCUUCCCUGAUGAUAGUAAUUAUUUUACAUUAAUUGAAAUCAUUCAUUUCUCUGUAAGCCCAUCAAAUCCCAUGCUACUUACUUAAAAAAUAUUAAUAAAUAUGCAUACAUCUGCUUUGGAUAAAAGCCCUGAAAGUAUAGAGAACAAAAGUACUGAAGGCAAAUUUAACUUAUCUCCUAACUAUAGGGGCUAAACCAGCUACCUAAACGGAGGCAUCUUAGUACCCUUAGGAUGCAUGAUGCUUUUAAGUCCCACUGCACACUUCAGUUUCUUUCACUUCAGUAUGAGCACUGCAUGAAAAAUCAAGAUUGAAGGAAAGACUUCAGUGAGAAUGUCACAAGAGUAGGUACUUCUAAAUGCUGGUUAUGGGAGAUAAGUGUAGAAUUGCCCUUCAGCUUCCUGAAAAUUUCAGCCUUGAGAUAUAUUUUGAAAGAGACCUAUAUACAGACAAAAAUAAAACUGUUUAAGUAUGAACACUGAAUUUAUUUUAAAAUAUACUUUUUAGAGCGAUGAAUACUAUUAAAUACUGGAAAUUAUCAGUAAGGCAAAAUGAACACAUAGUCCUCAUACCUGGGUGAAUAGCAUAUCAGAAAUAAAUAGUAUUACAUCAGAAGGGAUGAAUCUAGAAAAUUACUACUUUCUCACAUUUAAAAAUAAGUUAUUAGACUUCUACUACAAAACAUUUUAAACUGCCAUAAGAUUAUUUUUAAUUAUUAACUUCUAAUAACUUACAAGGCAUAUUACACUUUAGGCAGCUAAAUAACAUCACAAAAAAUCAGUCUUACCUAUUUAGUAACAAAAUAAUUCUGAAUUUUAAGACUUUGAUGUUUAUUUACAAUAAGGUAUUUGAAGCCAUAAAAUACACAUCUAUGUGAGAUUAACAGUAGGAGGUUUUUAAGAAUGCUUAGAUGUAUAGGUUAUUGGACGUCACUAAAACUAUUUGAAUGAGCCACAAAAAACGUAAGUAUUUCUAUUGUUUCUACUACAUGAAAAAUAGACACACAAAAUAACAUCAGCUAAAAUUCUCAUUGAGUGCUUGAAAGUGUGACAGGACAUGUGCAUGCAGCUGACCGUUCUAGAAGGACUUAUUUCAGUUUUUCUUGGUCCACCUAAUUUCAAGUGUACUUUGUCCCAUUAAUACUUGUCACCAGUUGUGGAGAUGUUCCUCAUGGAGCAGAAAUCUUUUUCUUCCUCUCUUAGGUUUGAAUGAAUGCUAUGUGUGAAUCAUCUGCUGAAGGUAAAUGGGCCUCUCUCAAAGUUAUUAAGGUUCAUUUUCACUACAACUUUGAGAAACAAAAAGCAUAAUACAAAUUCUUCUGUUGGCGCAUGAAAGUGCCCAGUGAUUCUGCUCCUUCCUAUUCCAGUAUGUAUGCAGGUCAAACUCAACUGUAUUUCUACAAUUUUGAACAAAAACUAAACCUUCUCAGUUCAAACUUAAUGACAAAAUGGAAGAAUUGAUUGUAUGUAGUGUUGUUGGUUUUCUAUUCUCUAAACCCAAAUCACAGAACAGUAUCACAUAACACCUUAGAAACUUGGCAGAAUUAACUAGAAGAAGAGUUUAAAAUUUUUGUUCCACUCUUCGUUAUCUUAAUCGUAUUCUUUUUAAUGCAGUAGGUGUCCAGAGUGAGUGAGUGAGUGAGUGAGAGGGAGAGAGUUUGGGCUAUAGUUUCUUAUACUAUUUUUUGCUAACAGUGAAUUUUUAGGAAUUUUUCCAGGUUGACUUCCAUUUUUCUGACUUACAGUAAGGCAACCAAGAUUAUUUUAGCUGAACAACUGAUGAACUGCAUUAAUCCUUCUGGUUUACUCCUGCAAUAGUCAGGAAGUAUUUUCUGAUCUUUAUUGUUGCUUCACACACCCAUUAACUCAUGUCGUGUAUCUAAUUCUGAAUUCUAUUACUGUUCUGUUGUGCGGAGUCUAAAAAAGAGCAGAUGUUCCUUGUUGGUAGGGGAACCAACAUUCAUUUUUAAAACAGACAGGUAAAACCCAUACAGCAGCAGUACAUAUUUGAAGCACUUUUAUGAGUGAAUGAAUAACCUUGUGAUCCAAGCAGAAAAGGUAAAAAAAUUUCAUAGAAUCUGGCUCUGCAAAAGAUACCAAAUGUGGCAGUCCUAGCUUCAAAAAAGAAUUGCUGUAGGCACAUGAAAGCAUAAAUGUUUACCCAAAACACAGAAACAUGACCAUGCUAUUCUUUUUCUACAUGUCACUCUUCUGAGUUCUGUCUCAAAUGUGCCUACAGGUGGAAUACCUCCAGCUGUAAUCUGGACAAAUCUCUCUAGCCACUUGGAACCAACUUUCACUUAGGAGGCUUCAAAGCAAACUACUGUUGCAGAACAAGGUGAUGAUUUCCUUUGCUAUUAAUCUGUUUUUAGCUUGUGCUGUAGUAGAAUAUCAGGAUAUGACAGACCAGCAUCAUUUUUUUCUAGAAUGAAAUUGGAGUCAUCCUGUGAGAUAUAUUCCUGCACAGAGAAAAAAACCCAAAACAACAAAACAAACAAUUCCACAAUAUACAAUACAAAUAUCUAUGAUCAGACUGAUAUAUCCCAGUUGAGUCCAGAAAAAAAAUCAUAGCUGAGAAAACAGUACUGAUUGAAGGUAUGUUUCUACAGAUAGAUUAGCACAGGUAGUAUGGGCAGAUUUGGGGACUGAGAACUUAAUUUUUCCAGUCCAGAAUUGCAUUAAAUUAGACUAGUGGUGUUUCUUUGUCACCCAUUUUGUGUGCUUCCAUGGAGGUAUCUGAAAAAAAUAAAGGAGGUCUAAAAAAUAAUGUAUUCAUAGUGCCGUCAGACCAAGCCAUCUACACCUACACCUCAUCAGAAAUGAGAUCUCUGUGACUAUUUGGAAAGGUAUUACUGUCUUCCCGUUAACAAAUUCUGUAGCCAUUUUCAAGUCUGGUACCUAAGAUUUCCAAGAACAACAAAGAGUUUUAGUGCUGGAAUAGACUGAAUGGGCAGAGCACAACAGUAGCUUCUUAAAUUAAUUAAGCCUUAGCUCAAGAAAUGGUACAGUGUGAUCAGUUUCUUGGUUUCCAGAAAUAGAGGAGAUGAGCUAGAUGUAUGACAAAGUAGUCAUAAAGUAGAUAAAGUCGCAGGAAUCAAUGUGACAUUAAGGCAGAGCCUGGCCUGAACGGGAUUUUUUAAAAGAAGGUGUUUAAGUGAAAGAAAAUCACAUAGAAAUGCCCAAAGAAACAAACACCAACCAACCAACAAGAAAGUACACAUAAUUGGUAAAACCAGCUCAGUAGGACUGAGUACAGUUUUGUCUUUAAAAAUCCAUAAGAGCAUAACAAUAAUCUAAUGAAGUGGUUCAUCUGGAGUAAAUGCUCCAUUUAUAGAAUAUGGUUACUUUACAGUACCCUCUGAUCUGUGAUUCCAUAAAAAUUUCAGAUUCACACAUCAUGAACAGGGAACUUCUACAUGUUUCACUUACAACCACAAGAGCUACAGACUGAACUUUUUAAACAGAGACUUACAGAAUCCUCAAGUAAAGCAUGGUAGUAGACAUCAGAGUAGAAAAAAGUACAACAAAGCAGUUCAACAACAAGACAUGAGUAAGCAUUUGUCUUUACAUAAGACUUGUUUUAAGCAAGGACCAGGUGCAGGGGGUGCAGAAGAGAUGAAGUCUCCAAACUGGCAGUGUUCCCAUGAAGGCAAGAAACUCUGUUAUUAAUUAAUUCGUUCUGCAACAUUUUUGCAAUAACCUGUCAUACUUUCCUGAGUAAAAUUUUAACUGACAAGUUAAAGAUCUUUAUAUGACUAAACCCAGUCAUUUGCGGUUUUCAUUCAGCAGUGGUUCAAAGGCCAAGGAUAAACAUUUUACCUUAUCAUGACUGAUUAUCUUUGUAACUUUGUGAGGCUGUUUUGGGGGAACCUCUAGUUACAUUACUAGAAGUAAUACUCUGCACAGGUUUCAGUAGGAAAAUCUGCUGUAUCACAACUGCUCAUUCUACAAAGUUUUAGACAUUAAAAAACAUUAAAAAUUGUUUUAAAUAGAAAAAAAUGUAAUUCCACUCCUUUUGUUGGCAAGAGAAGUGUACAAAUUGAGUCAUUUAAAAAUUUAUACCUGAUUGUAACAUUAAAGGCUGUCACUUAUGAAGCAUAUUAAGACCACCUGCUUGUGUACAUUCCCCUCUGCAGGUGGCUGGCAACUAUUACAGAAAACAACAAAAGCUGCUAAAGGAGUAAAUAUUAAAGCCAGGGGGCAGGGGGCCUGUACUUCAUCUUAAAAAAAGUCUUUAUUUUUACUUGCAAGGCUUUAGAUGUUCUUGAAAUUGUAUUCUUCACUGGUAGUUAAUCUGUUCUUAAUAUAACAAGACAAGGAGCCUAUUUUAUUGCUUUUUUAAAAAUAUAUAUUAAAACAAUUACCUUAUCAGGACCAAGGUUGAUUUUAAGCGUAAUUCAGCUAUGCUUUUGGUUUAGUUCUUCACACUCACAACCAGGGUUAAAUUUUUAAAACUACACAGAAAUUAAACGAAACAUAAGCCAGGGUAAAGUAGAUUAAUGCAAAGAAGAAAAAUGAGAACUACCAUAUAUUACAUAGAUUUUAGAAAUCUCUGACAACAGAAUGGAGGAUGUCCAACUGCAGGUAGACACCAGAAAGAGAGGGGUCUUUACUUCAGCUAAGAUUUUGGAGUAAAGUGAAACACAUUCCUUAAAACUAUAUGGCUGUCCAAUAUACCAUCAACUACUUGACACUUUUUCAGAGCAUGCCAAAUGACCUGUGUCUAAAAGGGGAAAAUAACUUUAGGAUUUACACAGCAGUGGGGAUAGAAGAAUGGAAAAUGUGAGUACUGCUCAACUCAACAAAAUUAAGAUCAAACAUCCCUUAGACUAUUCCUUGUUUAUGUUUAGAGAUGAGACCAAGUAGGAUACUCUGUAAGGAUUUGUUCAAUAAUAGUAAUGAGAAAAUAUGAAGCUAGAAAAUAGUCUCUCAAAGCCUGGAGACAAUGAAUUUCUGCAUGACAUGAGAUUGAUGAGAGGUCAUCAGCCAGUUGCUUUGAGUGCUAUGUGUAUAAGCAAGAUAAAAAUGUGUGUGUGCUAGCACAGCUAGGUACAUGUAGAGGCUUGGGAGAGACUUGGACUACACUCUACUCCCAGGGACAUUGAGACAGACUGGGCUGAUGUACGUUUUAAUCUCCUAUGUAGAAAAAUGCAUCUUCAGCAAGAAAGAAAAUAAAAAGCAAAUACAGACAGUAUGUCAGUGAGAGAAAGAAGUUAUUUAAACUCUUAGGACCUUGCCAGUGCAGGAAGCCUUGAAAGACAUCCACAUACUUCCUCUGAAAACAGCUAAGGAAAGCAGAAAAAAAUAAUCAUUCUCCGCAGGAAGGAUGAAACUUACAGGAGAAUGGAAAAGGCAUUUUAAAAAGUCUUUGUGUCUUGUCCUUCACUCUGCUAGUGGAGUAGCUAGUCAUACUACUAAUGCAUACCAAAAUAUUUAACUAAUACAUAGAUACAGCAAAGAAGCUAGUUGAAGCUUUCUUCGAGAAAUCAUGGAGCACUGGGGUGAUCUCUGCAGCCCCUGAAAGCUGGAGAUGAGGCACACCUCUCUACCUGCACUUGGCUUAAGUUCAAAUGGCAGAAUGAGUUAGUGGGACAUACCACACUGAAUAGUACUGGGUUUGGUUUUUUUUUCCAUAUGGUAGUCUGUGAUAAUUUUGCUAACACUCUGACUAUAAAGAUUCACUAAUCUUGUAUUUGCACUGUUAUCUCUGAAAAGGAAGACCUUGAAAUUGUUCUUCUGUAGCCAUUAUUGUUCUUCCCCACUACUUGACUGGCUGGCAUGCUCAGCUGAAAAGGAUUUCAACUCUUCAGAAAGGAUAAAAGCUUAAUAGCGUGGGGAUGAGGUGUCGGGCUCCCAUGUGCUAGAUACUUGCCCUAAUGUAGCCCUUCCUAACAAUCCUGAUUUCUACCUCUCAGAAAAAUUAGCCAGCAACUCUUCAAUCAGACAUCCUCACCAACAUCCAGGUAAAUAUGCUGCACUUGGACCGAGUGACUAAGAUGACUGUUUCCAGUCUCAGGGACCUGAAUGACAGCUUUUCCUUCCUGCCCCACUUACCCUCCUGCUCAAACUACCAUCUUCUCGCUCAUCUUGCUCCACUACUUCUGCAUUGAGGUGACUCCACUGCAGGGUGACUCCAAAGAGGUGCUGUCCAGCUCCUGGAUGCUCUUGUUGCUCACUGAAACUGACUUCAAGUUUUGAGUGUCCCAAUCCGCUCUUCUUUUGCCUCUGACAUCACAGUGAGAGGCAGACACCUGGUCUGCUUGCCCUUAAAGUUCCCCCCCUGCACCACAAUUAGCUGUGGCUGCCAGGAGAAACUGGAGCUGAUAAUAAGAAAGAGCAAAUAAGAAAGCUGGACAUUCAGCUUAAAGGAGAGAAUGGUCCUAUGAACAUAAUUGGCUAAGGCUAUGAACAGUUUUUCACACUAAAUGUCUGUGACAAUUUAUUUCCUUAAACCAAGUUUAAAAGUCAGUGAAGCACAUCAAAUAGAAGUAUUAAAUGUUCAGUAUAGCUUACAGACCAAGAGAGUUAUAUCCCUCCUGAACUCCUUUGCCAUUGCUCGCUCUUCCUUUCAGACCCUCAAUUAUGCAGCACAGGCUGUGACAGCUGACAUUUUGCUGGUGUCAGCAUUUCAGCCUGGGUUUCAUGUCCCACAUUUGCCCUGACAGUCUGCAUCUUUCUUCUGUUUUGUGAAUUAUAUGAAGAAUCCUUCCAGGACUCUGCAAAUUCUCUGGGAUCCCUCUUCAGGGCAGAUGAUAGAAUGAUGACAACAGCAAAAAAGAAAAAAGGCAAAAGUCCAUCACAGUCCUUGCAGUUCAUGAAGAACUGUUCCACAAAUUUCAAAACAUCAACAAAAUCUGCUUUGUAGGUACUCAAGAGUUUCAAGAUGAGGCUCAACAUUCAAUUUUUUUAAUACUGACCUUCUCUUGCUAGAGAUCUCACAUGUGAUUCUUUGUGAAAACAAACAAAAGUGCUCAGUGUGCAUUUGAAGGGAAGUUAGAUGACUUUUUUUUGUACUGUGAUAUUGUCUUAACUUUUUUCCGAGGAAAGAGAGCAUUUGGGUGUGUACCUUGUGCACACAGAUAAAGUUUAUUGGGUGAAAUGCGCAACUCAGGCUGUUUUGCAGAUGAAUACAAAGUCCAAGAGACACGAGGAUAAGAGGUGACCAUUUGGAGGCAUUUUCUCCUGCGAUUUGUACACUGAACUUUUAACUAUCGAACACAAUGUGAACAAUGGAGAAUUUCCUCAAAGGAUAGGUUGUCUUUUGAUAUUUCUCUUGUGUCCAGGUAACAUGCCACUGUACAGUGAAGAAGGCUGCUGCCCACCCUGCUGUGGUGAUUUCAAACUGGCAGACAGCCCAGGUUGCUUUGACAGUAGCAAAAAUCCCAGGGUAUGACCUUGCUGAAGAGCAGUACUGGCAUUUAAGGACUUUAUGACUAUGCUGACUUUUAAAAAUGAAAAGCAGAAAAAAGCCAAAGUGUGAGUGUGAGCUGAAGGCACACAACAAAAUGCCUCUGCACCAUUACCAGAAUAGGCCGGGUUUACUUGAAGCCAAUUUACAACAUGUCACCUUUCCUCCCAUGUUUUUUAAAGCAUCCGUGCUUUUCACAAAACAGUUGACUAGAAAGAACUAUUUCAAUGGAUAGCAGUCUGUAUCAUCAUGCCAAAAUUACCUCAUUGGCUUUGAAACACCUCCAGCAUCUUGCACAUAGAUUUGUGGAGUGAAAAAAAUGUGAUUAAACCAAACGGAUACAACUGGGAAAAGCAGGCUCAGGCCACACAAUCACUCUUCAAUUUUUUCUAAAGUUAAAAAUGUUUGAGGGUUUUGUGUUUCUAGCCUAAGGUUGGAAGUGAGUUGUAUUUGUGUCCCUGUUAGCUUCUCUGCUUCUGAUCAUUCUUAACCUAAUAAAAACCGUAUAGCUGCCCUACCAACCCCCUUUUCCUUAGCCUUAUACCAUCACAGCUAUGAGAAUACAACUGCAAUAUUUGAAACGUAAGACAGGAUCUCCAAAACAUUAAAAACAGCACUCUAACCUACACUUCUACCAGGUCAUUUAAAACAAAGACUCCUCCUACUCAAUUUCACAUAAUUUCAGUUUUUAAAAUUGCUGUUGUCUGAUGACUGUGUACUAUAACCCAUUCUACCACCAGAGAGGAAAAUCCAAGCCACUUACUUUCUUACCAGCUGAUUUGGCUUUCCUUUUACUUGGAACCAUGGAUCUGGAGAAUAAAGCAAGGCAAAGCCACAGCUCUUAAUGGAGGAAGGUAUAAAAGGCUGCAGAUCAGUCUGAAGCCUUUCCUUCCCACAUAAGCAACUACUACAAGAACAUGAAGUGAUUGAGACUGGAGAUAAAGAUAUAGCAUAGAUGGGAUAGGAUGGCAACAGUUCAAUAUAGAUUUCGAAAUAGACUUCGAGGGACAAGAAAGAUGUGUGUGAACAGGAUGGAAAUCAGUGGUUUAGAGAAAUUCUUACUACUUUAUGGAUUUUCUAUGCUGCCUUUGUUAGAGAAUUACUGCACUUUAUUUAACACUUUCCUAGCAUGCUGAGCUCAAGACUUCAGAUAAAGAUGAUGUCAAGAGCAUGGUUCCUAAAAUAUGACAAGGGCAGUUUUUCUAAAGCUUUAACUAUUUUGCAGGCUUUCAGAUGCACACUGCUUUAGGAGAAUGUAUUUCUGGCUACUCUUUAGAGAGCAAAUCCUUUGCCAAUAUGCAUGUGAACGCAUUGUAACUACUACAACCAUCCAUUCAAAGCAUGCCCUUGCACUUUUACCAAGAACCACACCAGUCACUACCAAAACACAAAGAGAUAAACAAGAAUUAUCUAAUGCCACUGGAUGGGUGCCAGUAGUUUACUAUGAUGGAAUUAUAGUUGGAAAGCAAUUCAUAAUACAGUAGCUCUUGUACCCAGACUCGUAGGCAUCAUCUGGUGUAUCUGUGUUCCCCAAAGCUGAUGGUUUUCGUCAUAAUCUUGUAGUAUGUUUCCCAAAGGAACUGCAUUUAUGACAUGAGUUCUUCCCCCAAGUACCUCCACAGUAUUCCUCAUUUGUUUAAAAAAAAUCAGAAAUAUUAUACACAUCACCAACAACUAAUUAAUCUAAUUCCAGUAGUUUAAAUAGUGUUUCAUCACAAAUAGAGAGUUUGAAUUUAUUGCGAAGUGAAAUAUAGUCUAGAAGGGCACCGGCAAGAAGUACUACUUCUGUCUUCUUCAGGAUCUUCCUGGGCUACAGAGAACUGAAAAAAGCAGAGAGCAUUUACAACAGAAAUUUUCCACUUAUCUUUUAAAGUGGUUCAGCACUUUCAAACUAUGCCAAAGGGAAUAAAUAGCACUCAGCAGGUAAUCUACCUUAAAGGGACACAACAAAGCAAUUUUUUUAGCAUUGCUGGAUACAUAAUGCUACAGAAGAGGAUGCUCUUUAUAGCCACUUGCUAUGAAGAACAAAGUCUUCACACAAAAGUGCACAGAAGUGCUGUCAUUUGUUGUCAGAAUGGUCUGAUGGCUAAGAGAAAAGACUGAGCCUUAAAACAGUUCCUUCACAUUUUUGAUAAUAAACAGUUCUAGAGCUGUUAAUCACUUAAGGCUUAUCUUUACAAAUGAAUUAAUUUUGAGAAGGACUAAUUUUUAAGCCAUAAUUCUUGAGUGAAUUUUUUUUUGUGUUAGGUACUCCUAAAGUACAUGAUCACCUGUAACUUUGGCAUCGUUCUGUGGAUUUCAUUAUUGCACCUUCAGUAACAAAGAGAAAUACAAAAUCAGAUUUAGAAGUCCAAAUAAGGCAGUCGCCCCCAUAAAGCUUUGCCUAAAACUGAAACACUAACAUUGCUGGGAGUGGCAAAGGAAAGGAAAUCCAGGACAAGAAGGAUAAUUUUGUCAAUUACAGUUCCUUUAGUAAGAGUACAGUGCAACAACAUCAACCAAAAUACAGCUACUUGUACACAAUACAAAAAUAAAGUUUAUACUAGGAACUAUGUAUUGAGCUUAAAGAGUGAUGUAUAACAUUUUCUCUUAAAUAAUAUGGUCAGGUACACUCAGCCAAAUGGAUGUGCUAACACACUCUCUUUGAAGACAAACACAUGAAGAGCAGUUUCUUAGUUCAGUGUAUCGAUAUAUCAUACCUCAGCUAGGAUUUGAGAGCAAGCUAAGUCUUUCAAGUUUUCCCUUUGCUACUGUUCUUUAUCCAUAGCACAGCAGUUCUACAAUCAAAUGGUGAGUUGAAUUUUUUAUAGUGGCAUUUACUAGCAGAUACAGAAAAGUAUUAUUCACAACCAGCCUAAGGCACCGUAGUUUCUACAACAGACUCAAGACAUUAUAAGCAAAAAUCAAUUUUAAAGGCAGCUAUGAGUGUUUAGCUACAGUACCAUGAUGAACAACAGUCUAAUGUUGACAACAUUCUCUGUUGACCAGUGUGGCUUCUGUUUAUUCUCUACAAGGAGUAGUAAAAUAUAGGAUUUUAAUUUUACUACAAUCUGAAGAAUGCAUAAACGCUUAGCAAAAAAAAAUCCCCUUUUAUCUCUCCUUUUAAAAAUUCCAAUCAUCAAUCUUGCAAGACAAUUCUUUUACAGACGUUUUAGAAAUACAGUUUCCAACACGUUAUACAGUAAAAAACCCACUAAAUUAUUUCUCUUCUCCUUUAAAAGAAAGUAUAUUGUCCCAUGUUCCUCUCUCCCAAAUGUAUUGUAUCUGCCUCUGUUAUCAACACCACUGGUGAACAAUGCAUUUAAGCAAAAUCAAGUUUUCUCCUGAAGUCCUAAAGAGCAAACUUGAACCCUUGAUUUCCUCAAGGCAUCUUCCCUAAUAAUAGCCCAUGAUACUGACUAGAAUUAGAAGCAAUAUGAAAUGAAACUAUCAUCUUGACAGCACCUGCCACAAAGACCGAAACAGCUGCCUUGCUAAAACUGCUUUAAAUUCUAGAGUGAAAAGCGGGAUUAGAAUAGGACAAAGAGUAAAUUCAUAAAAUUUCACUACAGAAAUUGUGCGUUCCAUAUUGAACAUCAUAGUUCAAACAGAGAAUCACAGCUGAGACAUAUGUAAAGAAGUACUUUGAAUUUCAGAAUAUGUCCCAGACACAUCACAUGAUGUGUCAAAAAGUUAUGAUUGUGACAGCCACUGUAGCUAACCUGCUUCCAUUCCCCAAGGGAUAGAAAAAUUCAGAGGAAAAGAAGACUAGGUAUUGAAUUGCACACUACAUACUUUUUUCAAAGUAUUUUUCAAAUUACCGUCAACUCUCACCGUACUCCUUCCACUUUUCUAUCACAGAAUAGUUAGGGUUGUAAGGGACCUUCAGAGAUCAUGUAGUGCAACCCUCACUUGUAUCCCCACAUUUCAGAGUAGGACUUCCUGCAACUACUUAUAAAAAAUAACCAAUAUUCUUAAUAAUGUUGAUACAUUAUGUAAUAAAUCCCCAAAGGUUUUCAUUGGUGUAUCUAUCUACUUGGUCUGCCAAAACCUUAGCUCUUACCUGCACUUAGUGCAGAGUGUUGAUGAGAUUCUUCUGUGCCUUACAAUAAUGCCAACCUUGAAGUCAGACACUUUAUUGACAGUGCAGUGAAUAACCUCAAGAUUUUCCUAUGAAAAAUACCAGCAGCACAUAAAAUGCAAAUUUGUGUCUCACUACCUAUUUUCCUUUAAGGCGCAAAAAGCAGCAGUCUUGUCAUAUUGUUUCUGCAUCUUUUACGCCUGAAUCUUUCACACUUAUACUCAUUAUCACCUUUCACACUUUUACUCAUUUUUUGAAAUUAAGUGAAACACCUUUUAAGAAUUAAACCACACAAUCAUGAGUUGUCAUAUGUUCAGUCAAGUGUGAAGAAAUAUAGAUCAGAUUCUAGGAACACAAUGAGCAACAGUGAUUUCUUCCAUUUCAAAUACACUUAAAAUAAAUAAUUUCAAUUAAAGUAACAGCUUCAACCAUAACAGCUGUGUAUCAUAUAAAAAAACCAAUAACUAUAGGGAAUUAAUCUUGCUAUUGUUAUCUAAUCAUAUCUAACCAUAGGAAUUUUCUGAGUCAAUCAAUAACAACAUUUUCUAAGCUAAAACUCAGAUCUGAGAAUGACAUAGAAAAUGGGACAAGAACAUUAUGUUAAGAACAGACAUUCUUCAUUAAACGAGCUAAUCACACCUCAUGCUUACAAUUACUUUGGUCAUGUUCUAAACGUGCUCAGAUCUCCAAAGACCUGGUAAAAUUAACCAAAUAAAACUGAAGUCAUCUUGUAUGGUUGGUUCUGAUCUCAGUCACCUAACAGACAUAUGAUACCAAAGUAUCUAUGAGGGUAGUGCAAAUACAAAAGCUCCAUGACAGGGGAUAAAUUAAGAAAAAAGAAAGAAAGGAAAUUAAAAAAAAAAA